Messenger RNA from Hemiscyllium ocellatum (epaulette shark), 4013 nucleotides. RefSeq names its product deubiquitinase DESI2. The transcript has 5 exons. The record is from RefSeq and is a predicted model, not a curated record. NCBI's taxonomy places the organism in Eukaryota, Metazoa, Chordata, Chondrichthyes, Orectolobiformes, Hemiscylliidae. The coding region runs from base 283 to 858 and encodes 191 amino acids. Gene Ontology annotation, biological process: protein deubiquitination. Gene Ontology annotation, molecular function: deubiquitinase activity.
CUGACGAGUUCCUCCUGUUAUGCCGCCCCCGGGCGGUGCGGAGGGUCGAGGGACGGCUUCCACCUUUUUUUGUGUGUGUGUGUCCGCCGACCAUGGGGGCGAGCGGAGAUCGGAUGCGGUAGAGGAGUUGGCGCGCCGUUGCUGGUGGACCGGCGGUUGGCGGCGGAGACGGCGUCCUCCUCUCCUCUCGUCGCCCGGCGGAGGAGGAGAGGAAAACGCAAGGGAGCGGCGGGGGAGUAAAGGGGAAGCCCAGCCUGCGCCGGCCGCCGGCUCGGGGAAAGAAUGGCCAACGAGUUAGUGAUCCUCAACGUGUACGACAUGUACUGGAUUAAUGAAUACACCUCAUCAUUAGGCAUUGGAGUCUUCCACUCAGGCAUUGAAGUAUAUGGUAGAGAGUUUGCCUAUGGUGGCCAUCCUUAUCCAUUUUCAGGAAUAUUUGAAAUCAGUCCUGGAGACUCAACAGAACUAGGGGACACAUUCAAAUUUAAGGAAGCAAUUGUGAUGGGUAGCACUGAUUUUACAGAAGAUGAUGUGGAGCGCAUUGUGGAGGAGCUUGGGAAAGAAUACAAGGGGAAUGCCUAUCAUUUAAUGCACAAAAAUUGCAACCAUUUUUCUUCAGCUAUAUCUGAGAUUCUCUGCGGCAAAGAGAUCCCUCGCUGGGUUAACCGGCUAGCUCACUUCAGUUCCUGCAUUCCAUUUCUCCAGAGUUGCUUGCCGAAAGAAUGGCUGACACCUGCCGCACUCCAGACCAGUGUAAGCCAAGAGCUGCAGGAUGAGCUCGGGGAAGGAGAAGGUGCAGCAGCUUCAACUUCAGCUUCCGCUUCAGCAGCGAGCCCAGGCCGCCACACCAAAUUAUGAUCCUGCACAGUGGCUUGAGACUGUAGACAAUACUGACUAUUUUUUAUUUACAAAAAAAAGGUAAUCACAAUCAUUAGAAACUGCUCUGCAGGGUGCUGAACAUUCGAGAUCUUUGUUUCUCAGUCUAAUUUUUUAAAAUAUCUUACCUGGCAAUUUUUCCAUGCUCAAUUAUGUUUCGUAGUUGAUACUCCAUGUUCUAUCUUGUGCUAAAAUAUCACCCACUUCUUUUUAAUAGUUUUGAGGGGUCACAGUUUAAAAGAAAACUUCUUUUAAAAGCUAUACAUACAGUAUUUUGGAUAAUUGUUUACAAAGUCCCGUAACUGGGAUCAACACUUGAUGACCUGUUGUAAUGAUAAUACUGGUAAUUUUGUAUUUUGUAAAGCACUCUAACUGUGGUAGGCUGGUAUAGUAAAUAAUGAAGUCACACUUCACUGGUGAUUAAUCUCCAGCAACACUCUUAACUCCCUCUUUGCAUUGCCCUCCCCACAACUACCUUUGGUUCACUAAAUGAUGCAAUAUAGAGUUGACAGAUUUUUUUCUUAUUUCUAAAGAUAUUCAAAAAUAAUCUUUUCAGCCGUAUUUUUCAGAGAAUGCACAAAUACGGCAAAAUCAAUUUUUAUAUGCUUCUAUAAUUGUUCCAGCCUGCAACAUCUAAAGUUAAAAUGCUAUCACUGUAGACAGUAACAAAACAUCAAAAUAAGCAAUAAGCCUUUCACCAGCAUUCUCGAUGAACAGGGAAUUUGAGUUUGUUAUAGUGAAAUAAUUAGUGUCUCUUCUUGAGGCAGAGAAUCAAAGACUUCUUCAGAUGCAUAGACCUGUAAGUGAAAUCAUCCCCCGUACUAACUGGCAUUCUGUUCAGGAUGCUUCUUCCUGCUAGCAUUGUAUGUAGUUUGUUUUAAAAAUUUAAGAGUCAAGAGUUGCACCUUAAAGAAUUUUGAAACCUGCAGGAACUCUUGUCUGAUCAUUUCCUAACUAAAUGAUAUUGUAGGAGGGAUUAGCGCCUUAAAAUGUACACUUAGAUUAUUGUGAAUCAUGAAAUGAGAUAAAAGUACUCAGUGUCAUUUUCUAAUUAUGAAAUACCGUUGACAAUGUCAGAAGUCAUUUUAAGGAGGUUUUACUUUUCAGAAGUGAUUUACAGUAUUCUAAGAAAGUGGUGUUUGAUCAUGUGCAUAUCUAUCCACUGGGGUUGAAUGAUUUAACAGUCCCAGCUUUGUGCAAACCCUCAUUCCUUGCCUUUCCAUAUUUUUUGUUUUGUAACAAAAGCACUGUACAUUUCAGCAACCCUUUAGCAGAUUGUCUUUGCAUUGACACUGCACUGUUGUGUGCCUUAGAGAGUUUGUAAAUGGGGUAUUACAGACUAUCCUAAACUUAUAAAAGGUGACUUAAAGGGACAUUGUGUUCUGUGCUUGGCAAUCAUGCGUACACGAACCCUCCUUGGGUACCAUGCCAAAAUGAUUUUUCUGGCCAGUCCAUAGAUGUCAUUUGCAGAAAAAAAAAGCAGUUUAAUUUUUAUUCAACCUGUUUGAUUUUAGAACGCACUUACUAAGAGACUUAUCUCACAAUGUACAACUGGAGAGGUUACACGGCAAAGUUGUCAAAUAUUGAGCAAGAAUGCUAGGCGAUGUUAAUGGCACGUCAUUUGUCAGAACUUGUAUAAUUCUGAAAGAGACUGAUUCUGAUUUUAAUUAUACUUCACACAGAAGUUUUUGACAUGCGCCAAGAGUUGUGUUGCAAUGCAAUAGUUUUCCUAACACUGCCUAACUUGUCGAGUGAUGCAACUACUGCCAAGGUUGCUGGCCAUGGUUUCCUUACUCCAGAACAGAGCUGAUUCUAGUCAAGUGACUAGCCAUAUCAGUGAGUUCACUAUCUCUGCUGCUGCUUUCUGAGGAGAUACAUUAACUGAGUGACAGGCAAAGCCAAACAACUCAUCUUAAUGCCAGCUAACACCAACUGAUUUGAUUGUGGUGUGCUUUGCCGACCAACCUGGUGCUGGAUUGUCAUGUGGACUUGCAGGAAAUGUUUUUGUAGUGUGUAUCAUAAGGGAAAGUUAUAUGGUUAAUAUUGACCAAGAAAUGGAUUUGUAAUUCCAUGUAUUUUUAACCCUUUGGAGCCCAGCAAUCGCUUCGUUUACUAUCCAAAUAUCUUUCUAACAGAACCAGGUAUAAAGCAUGGCCACAGAUAUUGCGAUGAUACCAAACACUUUAUAGCUCUGAAUUUGACAUCCAUUUUCCCUGAACUGCUGGAUCCUGAGCACAAUAUCACUAACAUACCUGUGCAAGUGACCUAUCCAAGUUAAUUACAUGAAUUUUUUUCAGACAUCCCCUACCCUCUGAAGCUGAGCUGUGAAUAAUGGACUGGUUUAAGAGAAUAGUUGAGGUGGACAUCUCCCAUUGCUUCAUUGUCUUCACUUGAUCUGCACGGUGAAAGGGUCUGCAUAAUAUUUCAGACCAUGAGGUUGGGGAGUAAGUCUGAGCCGUCCUGGAGAAAACUUGAUAACCACCAGGUAAAUAGGUAGAGCAGUUCGACUGCGAACACAACACUCUGCUAGGAAAAGAAUUCACUCUGUAAGACUAAAUCCUGCUUUAAGUCACAUGUUGGAGUGGUUGAAAAGAUAUUGGUCAUAGCCACCUGUCCAAAUAAAGUUAGGAUUAACUAUGCAGCAUUGGAAUUGGAUCUUUAGAGGGGGGUGAAGGUAACAUGGCUUCUGUUCAUUUGAUCUCUGGACUGAGGGGGGUUAAAUACCAGGAUGAUGGUCUAAGUGUUGGACUGGCCUUGUGUAGUAGCACUGCCUCAGUGAGUGAGAUUUUUCAGGCAGUGUGCCUCUGAUUGUGUCUUGGAUUAAAGUUGCGCAUGUCCACACAGCACUGCCUCUUAGGUGGUACAGAAUAUAUUACGUACCCGAUUGCCAGGGUACUUCUGUGAGGUGCCUUUUAAUUGUGACACAGGGACCUAUUGGUGAUCCAGGUCAAUUCAUCCAAAAUACCUCGUAACAUUUUCCACUCCAGUAGCUGUAUGUAAAAUUAAGUCAUGUUGUAUCUAAUUUAAGCAAAGGGUGGGGAAUAGUCCCUUCGCUAUUCCUGAUCUUGCAAACUGUACUUUAUUUUUUUGAACAAAAUGUGAUGAUGGCAUUAAAGAGAAACUUGUUUGUUCUAAAA